This is a messenger RNA of Cynara cardunculus var. scolymus (artichoke), 7398 nucleotides long. Its product is annotated as calpain-type cysteine protease DEK1. NCBI's taxonomy places the organism in Eukaryota, Viridiplantae, Streptophyta, Magnoliopsida, Asterales, Asteraceae. Bases 351 to 6866 code for a protein of 2171 amino acids. The record is from RefSeq and is a predicted model, not a curated record. Gene Ontology annotation, biological process: proteolysis. The transcript has 29 exons. Gene Ontology annotation, molecular function: calcium-dependent cysteine-type endopeptidase activity. Gene Ontology annotation, cellular component: cytoplasm.
UUCUUUCUCUCAAAUUGCGCUAAAAGGCUCUCAUUUUUUUUCACUGUGUGUUUGAGUGUGAAACUGCGUGUAAAUAGGAGCUCUAACAAAUCGAAAAGGGGUUUCAAAAACAAGAAGAAGAAUCCGAACUUGAUGUUGUUGUUGUCAUCCAUCGCUACAUUCUUGAAAACCCUAACUCGUUGAUUUUGUUGAUUAUCUGGUGGUGGUAUCUAGCUGAAAAAAAAAAAAACUAAACCCUAGUUUCUCAGAACUCAAUUUGGUGCUUUGGAAGUUAUUACGAUGUUGUUGGGAGUUGAAAUCAGUUCAGUGAAGUAAGUUGAAAGGGUAGAGAGAAAAGGGGGAAAGAAGCCAUGGAGGGGGAUGAUAGGGGUGUCAUAUUGGCAUGCGUAAUUUCGGGGACCCUUUUCUCUUUCUUGGGACUGGCUUCUUUUGCGAUACUCUGGGCUGUUAAUUGGCGACCAUGGCGGAUAUAUAGUUGGAUCUUUGCUAGAAAGUGGCCAAGUUUCUUACAAGGGCCUCAGCUGGGAAUAUUAUGUGGUUUCCUGUCGUUUUGUGCAUGGCUGGCUGUCAUUUCUCCUAUUGUAGUUCUUAUAACAUGGGGAUGUUGGUUAAUUUUGAUACUUGGUCGAGAUAUUAUUGGUUUGGCUGUCAUUAUGGCUGGAACAGCUCUUCUCUUGGCAUUCUAUUCAAUCAUGCUCUGGUGGAGAACACAAUGGCAGAGCUCAAGGGCUGUUGCUGUUCUUCUUCUUCUGGCUGUUGCACUGCUCUGUGCAUAUGAACUGUGUGCAGUUUAUGUCACAGCUGGUUCAACUGCUCCACAACGAUAUUCACCUUCAGGCUUCUUCUUUGGGGUCUCAGCAAUUGCUUUAGCAAUCAACAUGCUCUUCAUUUGUAGAAUGGUCUUUAAUGGCAACGGUUUGGAUGUAGAUGAAUAUGUCCGAAGUGCUUACAAGUUUGCUUAUUCUGACUGUAUUGAAGUCGGUCCAGUUGCAUGUUUACCCGAACCACCAGAUCCAAAUGACUUAUAUCCUAGACAGUCUAGAAGAGUGUCACACCUUGGGCUUCUUUAUCUUGGGUCGCUUCUUGUACUUCUUGUAUAUUCUAUAUUGUAUGGUUUAACAGCAAAGGAGUCAAAUUGGCUUGGGGCUAUUACAUCAGCUGCCGUUAUAAUUCUUGAUUGGAACAUGGGGGCCUGUUUAUACGGGUUUGAGCUUCUUCAAAGUCGUGUUAUUGCUCUUUUUGUUGCCGGCACAUCUCGUGUCUUCCUGAUAUGCUUUGGAGUUCACUACUGGUAUCUUGGGCACUGUAUCAGUUAUGCAGUGGUGGGGUCCGUCUUACUGGGUGCUGCUGUUACCCGUCACUUAUCCGUCACUAAUCCACUAGCUGCAAGAAGAGACGCGUUGCAGAGUACGGUGAUUCGUCUACGAGAGGGUUUUCGUAGAAAAGAACAAAACAGUUCAUCUAGCUCGUCUGAAGGUUGUGGCUCAAGUGUUAAACGUAGUAGUAGUGCCGAGACUGGUCACCUUGGCAAUAGUGUGCAUUGCAUGGGUGAUCCUAACAGCUGGAACCAUGUGGAGGGGAUUAACAGUGAGAAGAGCUUAGAUAGUGGAAGGCCUAGUUUAGCUCUACGCAGUAGUUCCUGCCGGUCGGUUGUUCAAGAGGCUGCUGUAGGACCAUCAUCAUACCCUGAGAGAAAUUUUGAUCAGAAUGGCGGUUUGGUAGUCUGUUCAAGUAGUGGGCUCGAGAGCCAAGGUUGCGAGUCUAAUGAAUCUAUGUCAGCAAAUCAACAGACGCUCGACUUAAAUUUAGCUUUGGCAUUCCAAGAAAAGUUUAACGAUCCAAGAAUUACAUCUCUGUUGAAGAGGAGAGCAAGACAAGGAGAUAUUGAGUUGACGAAUUUGUUGCAAGAUAAAGGGUUAGAUCCGAAUUUUGCUGUUAUGUUGAAAGAAAAUGGAUUGGAUCCAACGAUCCUUGCAUUGUUGCAGAGGAGUAGUCUGGAUGCAGAUAGAGACCAUCGUGACAAUACUGAUAUUAUGAUUACCGACUCAAAUGGUGUUGACAAUGCUUUGCCUAAUCAAAUUUCCUUGUCUGAGGAACUUAGGAUUCGUGGACUGGAAAAGUGGCUUCGAAUUUUCAGAUUGCUUUUGCAUCACAUAGCUGGUACACCAGAGCGAGCAUGGGUCCUCUUCAGUUUUGUCUUCAUCGUCGAAACCGUCAUUGUGGGCCAGUUUCGCCCGAAAACAGUUGAAGUCAUCGGUGCAACACAUCAACAGUUUGAAUUCGGUUGUGCAGUGCUGCUAUUAUCACUCGUUAUCUGUUCUAUCAUGGCUUUCCUUCGGUCACUACAAGCUGAAGACAUGGUGAUGACUUCAAAACCCCGAAAGUACGGAUUUAUCGCUUGGCUACUGAGCACUUGUGUUGGUUUGCUGCUUUCCUUCUUGAGCAAGUCGUCCGUUCUUCUUGGAUUGUCUUUGACAGUUCCACUCAUGGUAGCAUGCCUUUCUGUCGCCAUUCCUAUUUGGAUACGUAAUGGCUAUCGAUUUUGGGUAUCAAGAGUAGAUUAUGGAGGUCCAGUAGGAAAUUAUCAGACUCUCUGGAUGAAAGAGGGAGUUGUUCUUUCCAUCUGCAUAUCAAUAUUCGUUGGAUCGGUAUUAGCUCUUGGUGCAAUAGUCUCUGCAAAGCCUUUGGAGGAUUUAGGCUACAAGGGAUGGGCUGGUGGUCAGAACAGCAUCAAGUCUCCAUAUGCAUCAUCUGUUUACCUUGGCUGGGCAAUGGCUUCUGUAGUUGCUCUCAUAGUUACAGGCCUGCUACCAAUUGCAUCCUGGUUUGCCACAUACCGAUUCACUGUAUCUUCAGCUAUAUGUGUAGCCAUAUUUUCAGUUGUCCUGGUGGCAUUUUGUGGUGCAUCAUAUCUCGAGGUUGUGAGCUCGAGGGAUGACGAGGUCCCUGAAAAGACUGAUUUUCUAGCUGCAUUACUUCCCUUGGUGUGCAUCCCAGCUUUGCUAUCACUUUGCUCUGGUUUGCUUAAAUGGAAGGAUGAUAACUGGAGGCUUUCACGAGGUGCUUACGUGUUUGUCAUCAUUGGUCUUCUUCUUCUUCUUAGUGCGAUAUCAGCCAUUAUAGUCAUAAUUGAACCAUGGACGAUAGGGGCAUCGUUCCUUUUACUUCUCCUCCUCAUCGUUCUAGCUAUUGGUAUCAUCCACUUCUGGGCUUCAAACAACUUUUACUUGACUAGAAUGCAAAUGUUUGUUGUUUCGUUCUUGGCGUUUCUACUGGCCCUGGCUGCAUUCAUCGUCGGAUGGCACCAAGAUAGAUCUUUCGUUGGAGCCUCUGUUGGUUACUUCUCAUUUUUGUUCCUUCUGGCUGGCAGGGCAUUGACGGUGCUUCUUUCACCUCCCAUAGUAGUAUAUUCUCCACGAGUGCUGCCUGUAUAUGUUUAUGAUGCUCAUGCAGAUUGUGGGAAAAACGUCAGUGUAGCUUUCAUUGUCCUUUAUGGGAUUGCGUUGGCAAUUGAAGGCUGGGGUGUUGUUGCAAGCUUAGUAAUUUAUCCACCAUUUGCUGGAGCAGCUGUAUCAGCAGUUACACUUGUUGUAGCAUUUGGGUUUGCUGUUUCUCGGCCGUGUUUGACUCUCGAGAUGAUGGAAGAUGCUGUACACUUUCUCAGUAAAGACACUGUCAUUCAGGCAAUUGCUCGAUCUGCCACCAAGACAAGAAAUGCUCUAGCAGGAACUUAUUCAGCUCCUCAGAGGUCUGCUAGUUCGGCGGCUCUUUUAGUCGGCGACCCUACUGUUAUGCGUGAUAGGGCAGGAAAUUUUGUGCUUCCUAGAGCAGAUGUCAUGAAAUUAAGAGACCGCCUGAAAAACGAAGAACUAGCUGCAGGAUCGAUUAUUCGCAAGAUAAAACAUGGGAUAUUGUUUCAGCAUGAUUCGACCAACGACGUAGGCUAUAGAAGAGAAAUGUGUGCGCAUGCUCGGAUUCUAGCUUUAGAAGAAGCAAUCGAUACAGAAUGGGUCUACAUGUGGGAUAAAUUUGGUGGUUAUCUACUUCUUUUGCUUGGUUUGACCGCCAAGGCUGAACGUGUACAGGAUGAGGUUCGCUUAAGACUCUUUCUUGACAGCAUCGGUUUUUCGGAUCUAAGUGCCAAAAAGAUCAAGAAGUGGAUGCCGGAAGACCGUAGGCAGUUUGAAAUUAUACAGGAGAGUUAUAUAAGAGAAAAGGAGAUGGAAGAGGAAAUCUUGAUGCAGAGACGUGAAGAGGAAGGGAGGGGUAAAGAAAGAAGGAAAGCUCUUUUGGAAAAGGAAGAACGUAAAUGGAAGGAGAUAGAAGCUACCCUCAUAUCAUCUAUUCCAAAUGCUGGAAGCCGGGAGGCAGCCGCCAUGUCUGCUGCCGUACGUGCGGUAGGAGGUGAUUCAGUUCUUGACGAUUCUUUUGCACGUGAAAGAGUUUCAAGCAUAGCUCGGCGAAUUCGUGCCACUCAGUUAGCUCGUCGUGCGCUCCAGACGGGAAUCUCUGGUGCUGUGUGUGUUCUUGAUGAUGAACCAGUAACAAGUGGGAGAUACUGUGGGCGGCUAGAUCCCACUAUUUGUCUGAGUCAAAAGGUUAGUUUUUCGAUGGCGGUUAUGAUCCAACCCGAGUCCGGGCCAGUUUGUCUGCUGGGCACCGAGUUUCAGAAACAAGUGUGCUGGGAGAUUCUCGUUGCUGGUUCUGAGCAAGGAAUAGAGGCUGGACAAGUGGGGCUUCGGCUAAUAACCAAAGGAGACCGACAAACCACUGUUUCAAAAGAGUGGAAUAUCGGUGCAGCUUGUAUUGCCGAUGGAAGGUGGCAUACUGUUACAGUGACCAUUGAUGCUGAUUUAGGAGAGGCAACUUGCUACUUAGAUGGUGGUUUUGAUGGGUAUCAAACGGGAUUACCAUUGCGUUUGGGAAAUGGCAUUUGGGAGCAGGGAACAGAAGUGUGGGUUGGUGUGAGACCACCAACGGAUGUGGAUGCAUUUGGGAGAUCCGAUAGUGAAGGUGCAGAAUCCAAAAUGCACAUAAUGGAUCUUUUCCUUUGGGGAAGAUGCUUGUUAGAAGAUGAAAUUUCUGCCCUUCCUGCUGCCAUGGGUUCCACUGUCUACAAUAUGCUCGAUCUCCCUGAAGACAAUUGGCAAUGGACAGAUUCUCCUCCUAGGGUUGAUGAAUGGGACAGCGAUCCUGCUGAAGUAGAUCUAUAUGAUAGAGAUGAUGUAGAUUGGGAUGGUCAGUAUUCUAGUGGCAGGAAAAGAAGAUCAGAACGCGAAGGAGUGGUUGUGGAUAUGGAUUCUUUUGCAAGAAGGUUAAGAAAACCGAGAAUGGAAACCCAUGAAGAAAUCAUCCAAAGAAUGCUAUCAGUUGAACUGGCCGUGAAGGAAAACCUCUUGGCCAAAGGAGAAGCACACUUCACUGAUCAAGAAUUUCCUCCAAAUGAUCGUUCGUUGUUUGUCGACCCUGAUAACCCCCCUUCUAAGUUGCAGGUUGUAUCGAGAUGGAUGAAACCAACUGAAAUCGUGACCGAAAACCAGCUGGGUUCUUCUCCAUGCUUAUUUUCCGGGGAUGCAAAUCCUUCUGAUGUUUGUCAGGGGCGGUUGGGUGAUUGUUGGUUUUUGAGUGCUGUUGCUGUCCUGACCGAGGUUUCGCGGAUAUCAGAAGUUAUAAUCACGCCAGAAUAUAACGAGGAAGGAAUCUACACCGUCCGAUUCUGUAUUCAGGUACUGCAGUCCAACCAACUAGCAGAUUCUAUAGCUGAUUUUAUUGCUGUUAAUAACCUUUGUGUAUUCUUAUUGAAGGGGGAAUGGGUUCCCGUUGUUGUUGACGACUGGAUUCCGUGCGAAUCGCCCGGAAAACCAGCUUUUGCCACCAGUAAGAAAGGGAACGAACUAUGGGUUUCUUUAUUAGAAAAAGCGUAUGCCAAGCUUCACGGCUCCUAUGAGGCAUUAGAAGGAGGACUGGUCCAAGAUGCACUUGUUGACCUCACGGGAGGUGCGGGUGAGGAGAUCGAUAUGAGAAGUGCCCAGGCCCAGAUCGAUCUUGCUAGCGGAAGAUUAUGGUCUCAGUUAUUACGCUUUAAACAAGAAGGAUUCUUAUUAGGUGCCGGAAGUCCAUCUGGUUCGGAUGUGCAUAUAUCUUCCAGUGGCAUCGUUCAAGGCCAUGCUUACUCAUUGCUGCAGGUUCGAGAAGUGGACGGCCACAAACUCGUUCAAAUUCGAAAUCCAUGGGCAAACGAGGUCGAAUGGAACGGUCCUUGGUCCGAUUCAUCACCUGAAUGGACUGACCGGAUGAAGCACAAGCUUAAGCAUAUCCCCCGGGCAAAAGAUGGUAUAUUUUGGAUGUCUUGGCAAGAUUUCCAGAUUCACUUCCGGUCAAUAUAUGUUUGCCGUGUGUACCCUCCCGAGAUGCGAUACUCGGUCCACGGGCAAUGGCGAGGUUACAGUGCUGGUGGAUGCCAAGAUUACGAUACAUGGCACCAGAACCCGCAAUUCAGAGUGAGAGCCACUGGUUCUGAUGCAUCAUGUCCCAUACAUGUGUUCAUAACCUUGACUCAGGGGGUGAGUUUCUCGAGAACAACAGCUGGGUUCAGAAACUAUCAAUCUAGUCACGAUUCGAUGAUGUUCUACAUCGGGAUGAGGAUAAUCAAGACUCGUGGUCGUCGUGCUGCUUACAACAUCUAUUUACAUGAAUCGGUUGGCGGGACAGAUUACGUGAAUUCUCGAGAAAUAUCAUGCGAGAUGGUGUUAGAGCCCGAUCCUCGAGGCUACACAAUAGUACCAACAACAAUACACCCUGGAGAAGAAGCACCCUUUGUUCUUUCUGUAUUCACCAAAGCAUCCAUCACCCUUGAAGCUCUAUAGACUGCAAUUCCGCAGCCAUUUUGGUUCAACAUCACGCAAUCGGGAUCUAAUCCAUAUGUUCGGCUGCUUGCUUUUUUCCGAACCCGUGAACCCACCUGGUGGAUCGCAACCAUAGUAAACGAUGCCAUUCUUGAUCAAGAUUGAUCAAAUGUCAUACAAAUGGCCCACCUGGAGUUCCAGAUUUUGCAUUCCGACUGCUGCCAUUCUAAAUCCAGAUCUACGGAAAUGGUAUGGUGGUUUAACGGGAGGUUUGCAGGGUGCGGUAAAAACGGAAUUUUCAGGGGUAAUUGAUGCUGUAAGAAUAUAGGGAAUGUAAUGAAUCAUGUAAAUGAAAUAGGAAAAGAGAUAGGAAAAUUGAGUUAGGUAUACAGGUAACAACAGGGGGUGUUUCAAUGGUGGCCAACUGCAGUUUUGAAGAGUGGUUUAGUGGAGGAGCUUGGCACUUGACUUCAUUUCCUUUUUGAUUUUUAGUAAUCAUCAUGUACAUGUUGACUUCUGUUUAUUGAAAUGAGAAAUAUAUAUUCAUCUGUUC